AUGGAAUCCAACACAAAUGCCUGCUCGGUGACCAUGAUCUGGGAUAAUCAAAAGGAGCAAAUCCUAAUAAGUGAGGUCAUCUUAGCCAGACCGUUCCAGUAUAGGCAGGGCACACGUGAACGGGGGAGAGCAUGGCAGGAGGUUGCUGACGCCAUGAGGGCAAGCAACUUUAAGGUUGACAAACGCGCUGUCCAGGACAGAAUGACAAGUUUGAUGGAGAGAGUGAAGGCGAAGAAUAAGAGGGAGACGGCAGCAAGUGGAAUAGCGGUGGAGGAGACGGACGAGGAGAGGAAGAUAAGAGAGUGCGUGGAAGAUAUGUUACAGGAGGAGGAGGACAUCGAAAGUGCCCAUCAGAAGGAGAAAGGGGGCGAGGAGAAGAAGAAGGCAGAUGGUGCUGAAAUGCGAAAACGGGCUUGUGAAACGUAUAGAGAAACUCAAAAGAGAGUGGUGACAGCAGUAUCACACCAAAAAAGGAGGAACAGUGGGAGUGAGACCAUAAGCCUGAUCCAAAGGAAAAUGGAGAUGGACCAGACAAUGCGCCGUGAGGAGAUGUUGAGGAGGGCAGAGGAAGAGGAAAGAAGAAGAGGAGAGGAAAGAGAGAAGGAACGCAGAUUUGAGUUUCUGCAACAGCAGCAGCAGUUCCAGCAACAAAUGCAACAGCAACAACAGCAGUUUCAGCAGCAGCAGCAACAAAUGCAACACCAACUACUGCAACAAAACCAGCAAAGUCAGACCAUAAUGAUGGGACUUUUGAAGGCUCUUGAAAAGAGGGAUUAAAUGUGUGCAUGAUUGGUACUGUUUAUUGCAUGCCCUUUCAGUUGAACUCUUCUUACAGUUGAACAUUUUUGUACAUUUACAUACAUGUGCUUGCAUGAAACAGUUUUUCUCAGGAAAAAGGUUUGCUACAUUAGUUCAACUCUACAGAAAUAUUGUACUAAAUAAUUAAGUUCUUUAUUUUUUUGUGUACAAACAGCAUAUCUUGCCCAUAGGACAUAAGAGGUUUAAUAUGUUGAUAUCAUGACCAUGCCGUCAACUUUCUUUUGAUUUGUAUAAACAUGUAUGUAGCUGAUGAAAAUGUUACUUUGGAAUACGAGUUAUAAAGGAAGUCGCCCUUUGUUGCAAAACUUCAUCUGCAGGUGACAUUUGACAUCGGGAGAAUACUUUUAUCAUCAUGCCUCCCAAUUUAGAAAUUGAAAAGAAAAAUGCAACUCAGCAUAUUUAUUUCAUUUUCUUUGUUUUGUUAAGGUGAUCCUCAUGCCUUGAGAGGAAAACGUUAAUUUUACAUAUAAAUAACAUUCUUUCAAUUAAUUAUAUGGCGAGAUGCCCCAUGAUGUUGAUUUUUUUCUUCUUUAUACGAAUGUUCAUAAAUUACUGUAUAUUGCUUAUUGUACUCAUAAAGCAGGAGUAGCAAUUGGGAAUGGGAAGGUCCAGAGCUGCCAACCCUCCCUGAUUUUGUGCACGACUUCCCUAGAAUUGGUCCAUCUCUCGACUCCUGUCAAGCCAAUAUCCCAUCAUCUAAAUAUCUCACAGAUUAUCAACUGAUAAUCAAAAAGAUUUUUCAGAUGUGUUUGGAGUUAAAAGAUGGACCAAUUAUAGGGAAGUCGUGCACAAAAUUAGGGAGGGUUGGCAGUCCUGCAUGUUCUUUCUUAACUUAUUUAUCUUUGGUUAUUACAAAGAAAGUAUUCUCAUGUUCUAGUUGUUGUUUUCGUUGGUGUU
Molecule: messenger RNA, 1716 nt
Organism: Patiria miniata (bat star)
Lineage: Eukaryota; Metazoa; Echinodermata; Asteroidea; Valvatida; Asterinidae
Product: UPF0746 protein DDB_G0281095-like
Exons: 4
Coding region: 1-777 (258 amino acids)
Source: RefSeq, a predicted model, not a curated record